Molecule: messenger RNA, 1287 nt
Organism: Eremothecium cymbalariae DBVPG#7215
Lineage: Eukaryota; Fungi; Ascomycota; Saccharomycetes; Saccharomycetales; Saccharomycetaceae
Gene: GPC1
Product: glycerophosphocholine acyltransferase
Exons: 1
Coding region: 1-1287 (428 amino acids)
Biological process (GO): phosphatidylcholine biosynthetic process
Source: RefSeq, a predicted model, not a curated record
AUGGUAGUUCAAAAUAGUGAGGUUCCAGAUGAUAACAAGGAUUCCUGGAAGACGACAGUGGCUGAUUUCAUCGAGGUUCUUGAUCCCAGUGCUUCAACGGUACAAUCUUUCACGCAGCCAUCCGCACAUUUCUUUAAGCAGAAGAUCCAGAAUGGGAAGUUUAACUGGAAUUUUGAGAAAAUAAAGGAUUCGGCGGGGGAUUUGACUCCCCAGCUUGAGUUGUUCAGACGGAAGACGAUACAAAGGGUUCAGGCGAUGGAUAAGCCGUUGCAGUCGAUAUUUUUCCACAACAGUUCUGUUCUCGACAAAUCUUUUUAUACGUUUACGCUUUUUAAUAUAUUUGCUGUGGGGUUGAUUUUGGGGCGGUUUCCUGAGUGGUUUCAUGUGUACUAUACUGUGAUGCUUUUGGUGUUAAUGCCUGUUCGUUUCUAUACUUACUACAAGACAAAUAACCAUUAUUUUCUAGCGGACCUUUGCUACUUUGUCAAUGGGAUGUGUUUAAUCUAUAUUUGGGUGCUUCCUCAUUCUGUGCACCUAUACCAGACGUGUUUUGCAUUUACGUUUGGGACUCUUUCAUUUGCUGUUAUCACAUGGAGAAACUCGAUAGUGGUUCAUUCGUUGGAUAGAAUUACCUCCUGCUUCAUCCAUAUUAUGCCUCCGGUGACGAUGUAUGCAAUAACCCAUCUUCUGGGGGAGGAUCUGAAGGCAGUGCGUUUUCCUGCGGCUUCACAACAUGGCUCUCCUGCUUGGACCCUCAAAACCAAUGUUUUUUAUACUUCGAUAUAUUAUUUGAUUUGGCAAUCCUCAUACCACUAUUUUAUUACCUUACGUAAGAAGGAGAAGAUACGGCUAGGGAAAAGGAUGACUAGUUUUGAAUAUUUGACUACACACAAAUUUAAAGAUCUUCGGUUUGUGAAACUGCCAUCUCCUUGGCCAAUGAUAUUAUAUACUUUGUUCCAAUAUCUUUAUCAGCUCGGAUCGAUGAUCCUAUGUGUCGUUUGGUUCAAACAUCGAAUUGCUGCUGGUAUGUUUUUGCUGUUCAUUUUCUUGUGUGCUGGACGGAAUGGCGCUAGUUACUACAUCGAUUAUUACGGUAAGAGGUUUGAGAAAGAGCUGAAUAUGUUACGGAUGCAAGUGGACUCAUUAACACAGCAGGUGAACGAAAAGAGUUCUAGUAGCGGAAUGUCCACAUCGGCUUACCUAGACAGCCAAAUGUCCAGCGUAUCUUCCAGCAUUAGUGAUGAAUUGCUUUGGGAAAUGAAACUCUCGGAUGAUGAAGAUUCAUAA